Messenger RNA from Rhododendron vialii, 1406 nucleotides. RefSeq names its product pectinesterase QRT1-like. Gene Ontology annotation, molecular function: pectinesterase activity. The record is from RefSeq and is a predicted model, not a curated record. The transcript is spliced from 5 exons. Gene Ontology annotation, biological process: cell wall modification. Bases 178 to 1272 code for a protein of 364 amino acids. NCBI's taxonomy places the organism in Eukaryota, Viridiplantae, Streptophyta, Magnoliopsida, Ericales, Ericaceae.
UUUUCAAAUAAAUUUUGGAGUCUUCUAGUGAAGUACGCUCCCACAUUUAUGACAUUCACUUCAUUCACACCACCUUAAAUUAUCCAAAAAAAAUAUUUGUACCUUCACUCUCCAUUACCUUGCAAAUUCAAAACUACCCACAAAGAGAACGCCAAAGACCAGGGGAACUACUUAAUAAUGGCGGUUAUGGGAUCGUGGGUUUUCCGAUUACUCGUUAUUGGGUCGACUUUUUUGGCGUUUUGGAGUGAAGUUGAAACGGUUUACGCAGAGGGAGAAGGAAAUUUGGUGGAUUUCAUCACGUGGAGUGACAUGAAGGUGGAUUUGAAAAAACAGAGGCUGGAUUUGAGGGAUGGAUAUAACAGGAGUCGAGUCAUUGUAGUUGAUCAGAGUGGAAAGGGAGAUUCAGUUACAGUACAAGGUGCGGUUGAUAUGGUUCCGAUGAAUAAUUCUGAAAGAGUGAAAAUCUACGUUCUUCCCGGGAUCUACAGGGAAAAGGUGUUGGUUCCAGACUCCAAGCCUUACAUUUCAUUAAUCGGAGUCGAAAAUCGAACUUCGGAAACCAUCAUCACUUGGAAUGAUAAAGCCUCAGACAAAGAAAAGGAUGGAAGAGAACUGGGGACAUCUAGAUCAGCUUCUGUUGCCAUAGAAUCUGAUUUCUUCUGUGCAACUGGAAUCACCAUCGAGAAUUCAGUGGUUGCUGUCCCCGGAGCUCAUGGGAAUCAGGCUGUUGCAUUGAGGAUAAAAGGCAAUAAAGCUAUGUUUUAUAGAGUGAGGAUUUUGGGGACACAGGACACGCUUUUAGAUGAUUAUGGAUCACAUUAUUUCUACCAAUGUUACGUUCAAGGAUCCAUCGAUUUCAUAUUUGGUAGUUCAAGAUCGCUGUAUCAGGAAUGUGUUCUUCACUCAACAGCUCAAAGCUAUGGAGCAAUUGCAGCUCACCACAGAGACACACAAGAAGAGGAUACGGGGUUCUCUUUUGUGAACUGUACAAUCAACGGCACUGGCAUGGUCUAUUUAGGAAGAGCUUGGGGGGACUACUCGCGAGCAAUAUACUCCUACUGCGUUAUCGACAGUGUAGUAACUCCAUCCGGAUGGAGCGACUGGAAUCAACCGUCCAGGCAGAAGACCGCGGUGUUUGGGGAGUUCCAGUGUAGAGGCGAAGGAGCGGAUAGAAAGAAGAGAGUGGCAUGGUCCAGGUCUUUCAGUUAUGAGGAAGUUAGGCCUUUUCUGGAUAUGACUUUCAUUUCUGGAGAGCAAUGGCUGAGACUAUAGAACUAUUUUAAUUUCAUGUGUUUCAUUCAUUCUGGAUUCAAAGCAGGCAAAUUAGGUUUUGGGGAUGUGGGGGCAUUUCUUAGGCCAAAACAUUGAACAUCUGGAACUGAAGUUUUGAGCAUUUGUCUACUUCA